Molecule: messenger RNA, 537 nt
Organism: Striga asiatica
Lineage: Eukaryota; Viridiplantae; Streptophyta; Magnoliopsida; Lamiales; Orobanchaceae
Source: the annotation of a GenBank genome assembly
AUGGAGUUACUCUUAAAGGAUUCUUCUAUGCGAAUUGGAACACACUCACAAACCUUGGCGGUUGCGGGGAACCGAUUUUCUUGCGCGAAUCUGGCAGCCGUAGGUGCGGCUGCCGACGGCGUAGAAUGUGGCGUUGCCAGAGAAGAAAUUUACCCGGGAGACCUUACGGGCUACCUUGGCGCAACCCAGUAUCCCAAUGCUGACCGUCGGCGACGCCAUCAAAUCUGCUACAAAAUACAAAGGUUAAAAAAAAAAAAUAAGAAAAAAGAAAAGAAAUUGACAGUAGGACUUGAACAAUGGCCCUACUCGGCUUUCAGACUUUCUUCCACUUCGGCCGCCCCUUCAGUGGUCUCCAUUUCCCCAACCGGCGGCUCGCCGGAGACGAAAUCCAGCAAUCCCUCACCGGGUUUCUCGCCUGAAUCAUCCGUCACCGGAGAUAUCCGGUCGAAAACAACGCUGGCAAAAAGAAAUAGGGCCGUCGAAACGAGCAGCGGCCAAAAGUACUUCAAGAUAUCGACAAACCUAGGCGCCAAAUAG